Molecule: messenger RNA, 1669 nt
Organism: Eurytemora carolleeae
Lineage: Eukaryota; Metazoa; Arthropoda; Copepoda; Calanoida; Temoridae
Exons: 2
Coding region: 258-1445 (395 amino acids)
Source: RefSeq, a predicted model, not a curated record
AACAGUUUUAUAGUUUGAUAAACUAAAUUAUAUUUCAGGAAAAUGAUAUCAUUCUUAGAAUUACUUUAUGCAUGUGUACUAGUGCAGGGAUCAAACCCAGAUGAACAAACCAGAGAUGAUCUUAUUCUAAUGAAUAAAAAACUGAUUGAAACCUUCAAUGAGAUCUCGGAAGACUUCGCAACUCUACAAAACAACAGGACUUUUAAGAUUUCUUCAGAUGGGAAGAAAAAGAUUCUGAAAUAGGAGUUCUUAGACUAAUGCCGAAAAUCUUAAAACUUCAAGAGGUAAAUCACAAGAAUGUUGUUAAUCUAACGUCACGGGGUAUAAAAAGCUCAAUGAAGGAUCCAAUUAAAACCAUCCAGAAAAUUUUAGAUAGGGUUUUUAACCAUCUAUUAUUUCAUAUAGAAAAUGAAUUUAACAAAAAAUUCGGUAAAUGGUCCCCUUCAGUUGGAGGAAUAGAUGAAGCUAUAAAUAGGGUCAAGGAAAGUAAAACAGGAAACUGGGGCAAUUCUGUAGAAAUCGAAGGAGAUUUCAGCGACCUAUAUUCAAAUUGCAACAAAAAUCUACUGAUAUCCAGCGUGAACAAAGCAUGCAAAUUGGCAUCUUUUUCCGAAAAUUCAAUUAACUACAUUACAUUGUUAAUUACGUGCAUUAUGGACCAUUCGUAUUUCAAAGAGCCUUUAGGAACGUUUAAAACCUUAAAAGGUUUUUCAAUGGGAGAUUGCUCGGCAGCCAGAGGCAGCGAAAUUAUUUUAAGAAUAGCAGAAUUAAGUAUUUUUAAUACCUUAUCAAGACACCAUCUUCAAAGCAAUGUAAAGCGGUAUCUUAGGUUUAGAGAUGAUGUAUCAGUACAUAUAGUUGGAGUGCCUGAUGAUAUAUGUAAGGUAAUCAAAGUAAUUUGCACUGGGUAUCCAAAGGAAAUUAUUUUAAAUAUGGAAACUAAAAUCAUCCAGGGAAAAUUUUUAAACAUACGAAUAUUAAAUUUUCCUUCUUUUGCAAACCCAUUCACGACAGUACUGAGAAAACAGAACAACAAAUACAAUAUAAUUCCUCCUAAUUCCAAUGUUGCCUGGAAAUAUAAGAAAAUGGCGGGAAAUGGAUACUUUCGCACUGCAAGAACUCACUGCACCACUCCAAGAGAAAGAAACAACCAAUAUAGGAUUAUACAUCAAAUCCUAAAUUUAAAAGGAUUUUCUGAAAGUCAAAUUUCGAAAAUUAAAAAUCCCAAGAAAUGUAGAAAAGGACAAGAAACGAGCAAGAAAAAGAAGUUUUUAACAACGAUAAAAUUUAAUGGAUGUACUAACCGGCACAAAUAUGUGAAAUCAUUUGUUAAAAAAUCUGAGAUAAACCUUGAGGACUACUAUCUACCAAUGGAUGUACCUGGGAAGAAACUCGAACAAUACAUCUUUACUGUUCGGAAGAUGAGAAAAAAACUAAACUUUUGAUUAUAGGUAGAAUAGGAUUAACAUUUUUUUCAAAACAAUUUUUCAAUACAUAAUUAAAUUGGUCCAAUUUCAGUGUAUAUUUCUAAAAAAUUUUUGUGUAUCUUUCUUUAUUUUUCUUUAUUUUUAUCUUUAUUUUUAAUGGUUUUUCGUUUCGGCCUGGUCUUAUUUUAAACACCAGUUAAUAAGGCAAUUGGUAUAUCUGGUUUUUUAAAAAAAUGAACAAU